This is a messenger RNA of Oldenlandia corymbosa var. corymbosa, 1152 nucleotides long. The record is from the annotation of a GenBank genome assembly. NCBI's taxonomy places the organism in Eukaryota, Viridiplantae, Streptophyta, Magnoliopsida, Gentianales, Rubiaceae.
AUGUAUGCUGUAACUUCAUCGAAUUCUGAUGGGAAAACUCUGUUGUCAAUUCUCAGGCAUUGGACUGUGGUUCCUCCAUCCAUCAGCUUCAGUUUUUGCUCAUGGGCUGGAGUGCUGUGCCAGCAAAAUGCUUAUUUUGUUGCUGCUUUGAACCUGUCUGGUUUCGGCAUUUCAGGUCAAUUAGGAUCUGAAAUUGCCAACUUGAAGCAGCUGAGAUCAAUUGACUUGAGCUACAACAGUCUUUUUGGUUCAAUUCCUGCAGAAAUUGGAAACUGUACUCUGCUUCAGCUGCUGGAUUUAUCAUUCAACAGCUUCAGUAGAGAAAUGCCGGGGAGCAUCGGAAACUUGCAGAACUUGGAAUACAUUGGCUUGUUUGAUAAUUCUCUCAAAGUUAUGAUUCCAGAAUCCUUGUUUUCCAUCCCUCAACUCCAAAUUAUCAGGGACGAUUCUUCCUCUGUAGGAACUUUCAGUUCUUUGGAAGAACUUUAUUUGAAUGUAAACCAUUUGGUUGGAUCACUUCCUGAGAGUUUAGAUAAUCUCCUAGAGCACUUAGUUUACCUUGAUGUUAGCAGCAAUAUGUUAGAAGGGAGACUUCCAUUUUUCUCAGGAAACCGUAAAGAUAUAGACACAUUGGUCUUCUCUGACAAUCAAUUCAGUGGAUAUAUUCCAUCUGCUUUGGGGAAUUGCAGUAGCCUAACAGCGCUUGCUGCGCGAAAUUGUUCCUUUACCAGCUCGAUUCCUUCCUCUUUUCUCCAGCUUGAGAAGCUGAAGCUUCUUUAUCUUUCUACCAAUCAACUGUCAGGAAAGAUUCCUCCAGGGCUGGGAAAUUGCAGGUCCUUGGUUGAUCUAAGAUUACAUGAAAACCAACUUGAAGGCGAAAUCCCAGUUGAGCUAGGGAUGCUCAGUGAGUUGGAAAACUUGUAUCUUUAUACCAAUAAUUUGAUUGGUGAAAUUCCAACAAGUGUAUGCAAGAUUCAUAGCCUCCAGAAUGUUGCAGUUUAUCGAAACAAUCUUACUGGACAGCUUCCCGAAGAGAUCACAGAAUUAAAAGGGUUAAGGAACUUAUGCUUGUACGGGAACAAAUUGACUGGCGUGCAUAAUACCACAAGGGUUGGGUGUUCACAGCAGUUUAGAGCUGGUGGAUUUCAGUGA